This is a messenger RNA of Enhydra lutris kenyoni (northern sea otter), 2711 nucleotides long. It is a transcript of the gene SLC38A9, whose product is annotated as solute carrier family 38 member 9. The coding region runs from base 392 to 2071 and encodes 559 amino acids. Gene Ontology annotation, molecular function: amino acid transmembrane transporter activity. The record is from RefSeq and is a predicted model, not a curated record. Lineage: Eukaryota; Metazoa; Chordata; Mammalia; Carnivora; Mustelidae. Gene Ontology annotation, biological process: amino acid transmembrane transport. The transcript has 15 exons.
GCGACUUUGGUCGUCAGGCAAACAUCUCACACAACGCCAAAUAUCACUGAGCAGAGAUGAGAUUUGCGAACCUGAACCGCCCCGCCUUUCCAAAGCUGAAGAACGCGGCUCUGCGGCGAGAGGCGUGGUGGCUCUCGCAGAGACCUUUGGGAGUUGUAGUCCCCAGGGGCGGGAGGUUUGACAGCGAAGGCGGACUUAACGCGCUCAGAACUCCAUCCCCCGCCGGCCCCCGCGGCUUAAACUAUUGCCUCUUCCUGUUCAGGAGAGGAGAAACCCUGCUACAGCAAGUUGAGAGGAUUUGGGAAAGGGUCUCCGACUUCUCGGAAACCGAGGGCUUGGUGGAAGCAGGACUGACUUCAUCAGUGUUUAGAGGCUAAGAAAAGUGGCAGAUAUGGAUAGUGAUUCUAAGCAUCUUCUCAUCCCAGAGGUCAAUCAUGAAAUAAUAAAUCCUGGACCUAUGAAUAUCCAGUUUGAUUCAUCAGAUCUAAGAUCCAAAAGGCCUUUCUAUAUAGAGCCCACAAACAUCGUCAAUGUGAAUGAUGUCAUUCAGAGGGUUAGCGACCAUGCCUCUGCCAUGAACAAGAGGAUUCAUUACUACAGCCGGCUCACCGCUCCUGCAGACAAGGCACUGAUUGCCCCAGAUCAUGUAGUUCCAGCUCCAGAAGAAUGCUAUGUAUAUAGUCCAUUGGGUUCUGCUUAUAAACUUCAAAGUUACACUGAAGGAUAUGGCAAAAACACCAGUUUAGUAACCAUAUUUAUGAUUUGGAAUACCAUGAUGGGAACAUCUAUAUUAAGUAUUCCUUGGGGCAUAAAACAGGCUGGCUUUACUACUGGAAUGUGUGUCAUCAUGCUGAUGGGCAUUUUAACACUUUAUUGCUGCUACAGAGUAGUGAAAUCACGAUCUAUGAUAUCAUCAGUGGAUACCAGUACCUGGGAAUAUCCAGAUGUCUGCAGAUACUAUUUUGGCUCCUUUGGACAGUGGUCAAGUCUCCUUUUCUCCUUGGUAUCUCUCAUUGGAGCAAUGAUAGUUUAUUGGGUGCUUAUGUCUAAUUUUCUUUUUAAUACUGGAAGAUUUAUUUUUAAUUUUAUUCAUCACAUUAAUGACACGGAUGCUGUACUGAGUACCAACGAUAGCAACCCUGUGAUUUGUCCAAGUGCUGGGAGUGGCGACCAUCCCAACAAUGGCUCUAUGAUUUUCUAUGCCAAUGACACAGGACUCGAACAGUUUGAAAAAUGGUGGAAUAAGUCCAAGACAGUGCCCUUUUACCUCAUAGGACUCCUCCUGCCACUGCUCAAUUUCAAAUCUCCUUCAUUUUUUUCAAAAUUUAAUAUCCUAGGCACAGUGUCCGUUCUUUAUUUGAUUUUCCUUGUCACGUUUAAGGCCAUACACUUGGGAUUUCAUUUGGAAUUUCACUGGUUUAUGCAAACAGAGUAUUUUGUACCAGAGAUAAGAUUUCAGUUUCCACAGCUGACUGGAGUGCUUACCCUUGCUUUCUUUAUUCAUAAUUGUAUUAUUACACUCUUAAAGAACAACAAGAAUCAAGAAAACAAUGUGAGGGACUUGUCCAUUGCUUAUAUGCUGGUGACAUUAACUUACCUCUAUAUUGGAGUCCUGGUUUUUGCUUCAUUUCCUUCACCGCCAUUAACCAAGGAUUGCAUAGAGCAGAAUUUUUUAGACAACUUCCCUAGCAGUGACAUCCUGUCCUUCAUUGCAAGGAUAUUCCUGCUGUUCCAGAUGAUGACUAUAUACCCACUCCUAGGCUAUUUGGCUCGUGUUCAACUAUUGGGCCAUGUCUUCGGUGACGUUUAUCCUAGCAUUUUUCAUGUGCUGACUCUUAAUCUAAUUAUUGUGGGAGCUGGAGUGAUCAUGGCCUGCUUCUACCCAAACAUAGGAGGAAUCAUAAGGUAUUCAGGAGCAGCAUGCGGCCUGGCCUUUGUAUUCAUAUAUCCAUCUCUCAUCUAUAUGAUUUCCCUCCGCCAAGAAGACCGUCUGACAUGGCCGAAGUUAAUCUUUCACAUUUUCAUCAUCAUUUUGGGCCUGGCUAACCUGAUUGUUCAGUUUUUUAUGUGAAAUACUCGAUGUCUUCUCAAGAUCUUUCAUGGCAUUUUGAACUUUGACAACAGUUCCACAUAAAUUGACUUGUAAAUGCUGUUGUUGCUGUAAUUCUAAGUGUUUUUCCUAAAAAAAAGGGAGGGGGAGGGAAUAGUGGUCCAUGAAUAAGUAAUUUUGACUAGAGAGGAGAAAGGGGCAAGAAGAAUGAUCUUUGUCUCUCUUCAUAUGCACCACCCCUUCAUUCUCAUUGUCUUUUCUGAGCAGAAGUGUAUGCCCUUAGGAAAAAUCAUGCUGGUUUUUGCUUUUUACAGAUAUAAGGUGGGUGGGUUUAUUUUGACUAGAGUAAAGAUUCUCAGGGUAUCACAGCAACUAUUGCCAGAUGCUAUUUCUGUUUUAUGUUUCAGUGUAUUCACUUUUAUUUUAUUACUUGCUAGACAAUUUCUGCAGUUUAUCCAUACAUGUACUGUUUGGGUCAGUAAACCGAAUACCUCAUUUGUAAAAAGAAAUCUCCAUGGCAUCAGUGUUAAUAGAGUGAACUCUUAACUGCAUCCUUAAUCUCUAUAUAAAGGAGAGAAAGAAAGAAUGUCGGUACAGGCUCUUUGGUUAUGAACCUUACACAAAAUAAAUGAACUGGGAGAGUUUUUUGCGUCUGACUUCU